Messenger RNA from Cylas formicarius (sweet potato weevil), 1152 nucleotides. RefSeq names its product growth arrest and DNA damage-inducible protein GADD45 alpha (gene Gadd45). Gene Ontology annotation, cellular component: nucleus; cytoplasm. Gene Ontology annotation, biological process: regulation of cell cycle. The transcript is spliced from 3 exons. The coding region runs from base 202 to 684 and encodes 160 amino acids. The record is from RefSeq and is a predicted model, not a curated record. NCBI's taxonomy places the organism in Eukaryota, Metazoa, Arthropoda, Insecta, Coleoptera, Brentidae.
ACACAUAGCUGAGCAGCACGUGUAGUAAAAACAUUGAAGGUUGUUAUUAAAGAUUGAGUGAGAUUACACAAUCUUGUAAAACGCCGGUUCAAGUUCAAGUUUAGUGACUUGUGCAGUGAAAAAGUGUUUUUCGAGCUGCGCCAAAGGGGUUUUAUUGCCGACAGACUGUAUAAAUCUUUGAGAUCUUCUACUUACAUAGACAUGUACAUCACCAGGCCCAGCGAAGAGAAGUGCAAAAUGAUUAACAGGAACAAGUUGGGACGUGCUCUUAGAGGAGCCCUAAUUAAGGCGAAAGCCGAACGCCGUUUGAUAUGCGGACUUCUGCCUGCCAUAGCCUACUUGGAAAAAAGCCCCGAGGACGUUGUACUCUGCGUUUUGCCUCAGACUCGUCCGGGCGAUGCCGCCAACCAUAUACAGACCGUCCUCUUGCAUGCGUUCUGUUACGAGAACUACAUUCCCGUUCUUGAGGUAGACAGUAGUCAAAAGCUAGCCACCUAUUGCGGGGUAGCCAAAAAAUCCAUAGACUCUGGUCAGUGUAACUGCGCGAUCAUAGUCCGAGACGAGAGGAUCCAAUUAUCAGAGAAUGACAGUAUUCCAAUGUCACCUACAGAACAAACCCUGGCUGAUUUUUACGAGUGCACAAUUGAAGAGUCGCCCAGGCCCGUGAUCGAGCUGCCCAUUUGAAUCGAGAAGGGCAUCGGGCACGGGAAGAAAAGCGCCUAUUCACGAAAAAGAAGAUAUUAGACUUGCAAAAUCUUCAUCGGUAGAUGUACGUUGACGCGUUGUCGAAACAUAUAUGAGAGCUACCCGCUAUAUAACUGUUAAUAAUGAUAAUGGCCAGUUAUUGUCAUGCCGAAUGCGAUUAUUUUAAAAACCUUGUUUACGGCCAUAAAUUAAUAGCGAAAUGGCGAUGAACGCCUGCAAUUAACUUAUGACUUGCGUAUGUGUAUAAAACUCGGUAGUUAUAAAUAUUCUCGCGACUAGUUUGAGGAAAUUCGUAUAUUUCUUUAUUGAUGAAAUAUUGAUAAAAAUUAUAUAUAGGAGUACUUCUUAGAAGCGACGUCGUAAGACAUUGUAGAAUUGGUACUUGAGUAUAAUAUUGGUUACUUGGGAUUGUUUAAUACGGAAUUGUUGCAAUGAUUUGUUAAUAAA